AUUGAUCAAUCAAACAGAGAGUGAGAGAGGGAAAUGGUUGGUCCACCGUACGAUUGCGUAGCGAACCCACUGGGUGCCGUUCGAUUAACAUUUGAGAAGGCGGUAGGAUUGGGAUCAGAGACCCCCACCCAUCCAUCCGCCUUCAACGGCAAGGAUUGGGGUGCCCUCGAAGUCUUCCGCAACUUCCUCUUCCAGGAAUCGGGUCUAUCGAAGGUUCCCAUUCUUAAUCCCAAGACGUUGAGAUGGGCUCAGCACAACAGUCUUGUCCGUUACCGUGGCAUGAUCCAGGACAUGUUGGGAAAUGAAUUCUAUGUUGGCGCUUACAAGGAUGGUGGGAGUUCAUGGCGAACCAACAAGUUCACGGAUGUUUCUCAAUACCCUAUGGAAUCCCCUUCUGAUACGUGUAUUUGGGAACGCCGCUUGCUCUACUGUAUUCCUGUUCCAGGGCAUAGUUCUUGGACUGAACCUUCUUGCGAUAUGGAUUCUAAUUCGUCAUCGUCCCAAAGCAGGGAGAAGCGGCGUAGGAUGAAUGAUGAAGAUGGGGACCCCAUGGAUUUGGUUCCUGAGGAUGAGGUUAAAAGUUCUCCAAUUGCCAAGAAGAUGAGAGAAGAUGGACAUCCUUCCACUUCACCAGAACCUAUGGAUCUUAAAACUGCAAGCUCUUCUUCCACCAUGAGUAUGUUUCAAUUUGAUGACAAAGAUAACCUUCCUUGCCUAGUAAAGAUAUAUGAUUCUCCAGAGUCAGACUUAAAGCUGAAUGAUGUUUUUGAGUUUAUUGGGGUCCUCACUUUUGACUUAGAGUUUGCAGUUGAGAAAGAUGACAAUGAUGAGUUAUCAAAUGGUUUAUAUGAUGAUGCACUGGUCCAUAUGCCCCCUAAUAAGGUCCCAUGCUUGCACUGUAUUGUGCAUAGGAAGCUUGCAGUGCAUGACUUUCUGCCGGGGUCCCCAAUAAUGGAGCCAAAGCCACAUUUGGUGAAAGAGAUAAGGGAAGGUCUGUUCUUGCAUCUUAAAGCCGUUCUCGGAUAUGAUGGCGUAGCUGCUCAUUUCAUGUUGUUGCAUCUUCUGUCCAAGGUUCACACUCGAGUAGAUGAUGUUGCUGUCGGGAAGCUGUCACUAAAUCUAAUUGGUUUAAACAAAGAAAGUGCAUCUGUGUUUGGCACUCGACUUAGCGAAACUUUCAAAAACCUGCUACCAUUCACGAAUUUUAUGCCUCUCACACUGGAAUAUCUGAACAGUACCUCUCUUGCCCCGAAAAAGGAUUAUCAAACAAACAGGUUGAUUCCUGGAGUUCUUCAGCUACCUGAGGGAUCACACUUGAUGGUUGAUGAAACACAACUAGAAUCAGGAAGCCUCAACUCCGUUGGGAUUGAGAAUACAAAGUUGCUGAAAAAUCUGAUAGAGUUUCAAAAAGUGGAAUACGAUUUUCAGUACUACAAGGUGGAAAUGGCAGCGGAUAUCCAGUUACUUGUCUUUUCAGAGGGGAAAUCUAAUAUUGAUCCUGCCGAUAUAAUUGUACCUUUUCAGCCUUCUCUUGCAUCCUCUGAAAUACCAGUUGCUGAAGCACUGGAAGUUUGGAGAUGGUAUCUGGCUACUGUUAGAUCGUUACCACAUUCCAUUGGAUCAGAAAUGCAGAAGGUGGUAGAGGAUGACUUGGUUGCUGCCAGACAAGCAGAUCGGAGCUUGGGCAGCCGUGAUUUUAGCAGAUGGUUGACAAUGGGCCGCCUCAUAUCCUCAAGUUUGGGAGAAACCUCUCUGUCAUUGGAACAUUGGCAAAUGGUAAAAGGAUUGGAGAGGCUGAGGAAGCUGAGACUCAAGUAGAAGUAUGGUCAGCAGGAGCAAUUUUUCUUCUUUUACUUGCAGGCUGCUAAAAGGUAGAGCUUUUGCAAAACCAAAAUGGGAGUGUCUUUUUUUUUACCUGAUCUCUAAUGCAAGUAAUAUCCUUGUAAAUCUAAUCAUGCAACAAUUCAAACUCGAAAGCUUAAGCACUACCCCGUUAUGCAGGCUACCUUUUUUCCGAAUCCGGGCAGUAACUGGUUCUCAAAUAAUUCACAUC
Molecule: messenger RNA, 2053 nt
Organism: Hibiscus syriacus
Lineage: Eukaryota; Viridiplantae; Streptophyta; Magnoliopsida; Malvales; Malvaceae
Product: mini-chromosome maintenance complex-binding protein-like
Exons: 13
Coding region: 34-1818 (594 amino acids)
Biological process (GO): DNA-templated DNA replication
Molecular function (GO): chromatin binding
Source: RefSeq, a predicted model, not a curated record